AUGUCUGCGCUGAAGAUGCACAGCAUCCCGCAUCAGCAAAUGCCUCAGAGGUACGAAUCGGAUGAGGAAGAGAUUUCGGAGGCUGAUGCGCCGAGCCUCGACGAUCAACUCUACUCGCCGGUGGGCAGCGACACAUGUGGAGGAGACUCUGACCAGCGCGCCUUCGUAUCACCCGCAAAUUCUCCGCAAACCGAUUUCACCUUCAGAAUGCCGAGCCCCUCCCCCGGCCCAGAGGCACCAAAAACCCCUAUUUGCAAUAAUAAUGCCAAACGCGGCAGCUGCUUGACCCUUAUGGCUCCCAAAUCUCGACUAGAAGAUAAUGAAAAGCAGUUUCGAAAAUCAUACGGCCCCUAUCGAGAGUCACCUUCGUUUCAAAAUACCCACUUUUUUUCGUCGAUGCUGGUGGAAACGGACACUGCAAGCCCUAUUCGCAAAUCGAUGUGCUCUGAUGUAUUCUCCUCAGAUGAGGAAUUAGGGCCUGAAACUCGCUUCCUCAUCGCGACCUCUGUUGCAUAUCAUGUUCCUAACAGCAAGCCCAAUCUUAUAUCUGUUGGACCUUCCGCGACCCCGUCCGCCCCGUCGACUUCCCCCACCCCUCAUGUCGCUGAGCAGCAAAAGAAACGCCCAGCGCCUCUUGACCUGGCCCCAUCGAGACGCCUCUCUACGAAUACCACCCGAACCACAACGAGUGUGAGAACUAGGCUUUCGCGUCUAAUGACAACGAAGCAGGACAAACGGAGGGGUUCAUACUUUAUACAGCUUCCAAAUUCGUCAGAAUCGUCCAUCGUACCAACACCCUCCUUUUCUGUUCCCAACUGGAAGGGCGCCGAAGCGACUCAAAAACCGCCAGAGUCUGAGCCAGAACCCCCUCCCGAACGUGACCCUGUGGAAAGAGACUCGUGGUUUUCCAACCGUGUUAGCAACACAUCCUCUCGAUAUUCAAGUCAAAGCCAAAAUAGUCCUAUGUCUCCACAAGAAGCUAAAGACGAAAGUUCUAAAGGUUUGUCGAGGUCAUCAGGAUUUACAAAAAGAAUAGCCUCCCGUGGACAGAAACUUAGCAUCGACUCAACGCCAUUACCACAACCAUCAACAUUAUCCAGCGCUGCUCCCCGUUUACCGGCCCCAGAACCGAAGAAAAAAUUCGGAUACAGUUUAAUGCCAUCACCCGACGUCUCGAUAUCUCCUUAUCCUACUGGCCUUCGCGCUCCUGUGUCAAGCCGUACACUCCAUAACGUCGACCUAACACCUCCUAGAAGUUCACACUCCCGUGAAAAGGCAUAUUCAAUAAAGAGUGGUAUCAGCAAUUCUAGCAAGCUCAGCUUAUCACCAUUUGAUACUACUUCUUUCAAGGGCUUAGCCCAACGUUACAGCCGUGCACAGACUUUUGACGACCCUGCGACCCAGCGCCGACCUUCUGGCAGUCCGAUAUUUAUGGGUAGAAAUCCAGAUGGCAAGUUUCGUGACGGCAGAUUGAAUUCUACGACGAGUCUUGCUUUACCGAGAGCAUCAACUUUCGCUGUUCCAGAAGAACAUGAUCUUGAACAGGAGAAGAAGUCUUCAGCAAAGAAGCAUAAACAUUCACCAUCAAAAAGUAUGAAAUGGUUUCAGGAUAAAGGGGGAAAUAUGAGUCAGGCAGGGAGCAAGGCGCUUACCGGCCUCGGGUCGAUGAUCAGAACGAAAAUAUCUUAA
This is a messenger RNA of Ophidiomyces ophidiicola, 1689 nucleotides long. RefSeq lists its product as uncharacterized. The record is from RefSeq and is a predicted model, not a curated record. The transcript has a single exon. NCBI's taxonomy places the organism in Eukaryota, Fungi, Ascomycota, Eurotiomycetes, Onygenales, Onygenaceae. Bases 1 to 1689 code for a protein of 562 amino acids.